Syngnathus acus (greater pipefish) is the source of this 1603-nucleotide messenger RNA. RefSeq names its product myeloid-associated differentiation marker homolog. Gene Ontology annotation, cellular component: membrane. The transcript has 2 exons. The record is from RefSeq and is a predicted model, not a curated record. NCBI's taxonomy places the organism in Eukaryota, Metazoa, Chordata, Actinopteri, Syngnathiformes, Syngnathidae. Bases 136 to 978 code for a protein of 280 amino acids.
UGAGGAGGCGGGGCGGAAUUUUGGGGGCGUGCACGCCAGGGCGCCGAGACAAACUGAGGCAGGCAGGCAGGCUGGCAGGCAUUCAAUCCGUGGACAUCAACUAAGAUCAAAGCUCCGCCCCUGCGACAUCCCAUCAUGCCCUUGGUUGUGUGGUCGCGGCUGCUGGGCGUGCGCGUGGCCGCCCUGCUGUUCACCUGCGUGGCGUUCAGCGUGGCGGCGCACGGCGCCCAGCUGCCGCAUGGCGGCAUGGCCUCCUGGUGCAUCUUCUGCUGGGCCUUCAGCUUCGCAGCCACCGCUCUCAUCCUGCUAGUGGAGCUGCUGGGCCUGCAGGCGCGCAUACCCGUGUCCUGGUCCAACUUUCCCGUGACGGCGGCGUGCUACGCCGCCCUCCUCUGCCUCUCGGCCUCCGUCAUCUUCCCGCUCUACUUCCUGAGGGAUGGCGGCUACUACUCCCAGGGGCGUGACCACCGCGUGGCCUCCACCGUCUUCUCCUGCCUGGCGACGCUGGCCUACAUCCUGGAGGUGAGCCUGACGCGAGCGCGGCCCGGCGAGGUGGUGGGCUACAUGGCCACGGCGCCGGGUUUGCUGAAGGUGUGCCAGACCUUCGUGGCCUGCAUCAUCUUCAUCCUGGUCAGCGAUCCGGUGGCGUACGAUGGCCACGCGGCGCUCCAGUGGUGCAUGGCCGUCUACUGCAUCUGCUUCAUCCUCUCCAUGGCCGUGGUGGUCAUGUGCGUGGGCGAGUGCACCGGCUGGCUGCCCGUGCCCUUCCCCCGCUUCCUGACGGCGUUCGGGCUCCUGGCGGCCGUCAUGUACCUGACGGCCACCAUCAUCUGGCCCAUCUUCCAGUUUGACAAGCGCUACGGCAGAGGCGGCGCCCAGUCACGUCUGAUCACUGUGGCGGUCCUCACCGGCCUCAACUUCCUGCUGUACCUCGCCGACAUGGCGCACACUGCCAGACUCGUCUUUGUCACCGGCUGACGCACUGUGUUCUUUUUUUUUUUUUUUUUUUAACACUGGUCAACACAUUUCUAUUACAUUUUUAAGAGGCAAGUAGGCUUUUCUAGAUUACCUGUAUAAUUUUAAAAAUGACCAAGAUCUGAUUGCAGCCACCAAUACUCGGGCAAACAAAAUGUGACAUGGAGUAAGUCCUCCUCAACUGUGGUUGGCGCUAUUCUAUGGCCGUUUUCACACAUCGAUGGCAUUUUUUGUCAUGGUGUAAAAUUAAAAUUUUCAUUUCAAAAGAUAUUGGUACUUAGUAUGGGUCCGAAAUGUUUCUGGAAUUUUCAAAAUGAAAAAUAUAUUUAGAGACAUAUGAGGCCAUCUUAGAUUCAAAUUUGCUCUCAACCUUUUUUUUCCAAGGUCCUUUUAUUCUACUAAAUUGCAAUUGUUUGCAUUUGAUGAAUCGUUCAGCUGUCGUUAUGACGACACUACGAAAAAGUUACGUCGGACGUGCAGCUAACCUGGAAAGGACGCGUUCACUGUUCUCGCGUUUGAGCUUCCUCUUGAAAACGUUUUGGAGUACGUAAACCCGAAUUGUGUCUACAAGAAUGGCCGAUGUGAAAAUGAACAAAAUGAAACGGUCUGCUCUUUUAUUCAAGUCAAA